This is a messenger RNA of Vicia villosa (hairy vetch), 384 nucleotides long. RefSeq names its product signal recognition particle subunit SRP54, chloroplastic-like. The transcript is spliced from 4 exons. Gene Ontology annotation, molecular function: GTP binding; GTPase activity. Bases 1 to 384 code for a protein of 127 amino acids. Lineage: Eukaryota; Viridiplantae; Streptophyta; Magnoliopsida; Fabales; Fabaceae. Gene Ontology annotation, cellular component: signal recognition particle. The record is from RefSeq and is a predicted model, not a curated record. Gene Ontology annotation, biological process: SRP-dependent cotranslational protein targeting to membrane.
AUGAUUCGAGAACACAGUUAUAGCUUGUAUCAGGUGGAUGUGCCUGUCUAUACAGCAGGUACCGAUGUUAAGCCUUCAGGGAUUGCUAAACAAGGUUUUGAAGAGGCCAAAAUGAAGAAAAUUGACGUGGUUAUUGUUGACACUGCUGGUAGGCUGCAGAUAGACAGAGCUAUGAUGGACGAGUUAAAAGAAGUGAAACAGGCACUGAAUCCAACAGAAGUCUUGUUAGUUGUGGAUGCUAUGACAGGGCAAGAAGCAGCAGCUUUGGUGACUACUUUCAAUCUUGAGAUUGGAAUAACUGGUGCCAUCUUGACAAAGCUGGAUGGUGAUUCAAGAGGUGGAGCAGCUUUGAGUGUCAAAGAGGUUUGCUUGUCUUUAUUUUAG